CUACUACUGGCUGUUAGUAUUGGUUGGAUACUCUGUUACAUUUUUACUGUUACCAAUUAUUAUCCAUCGGACCCGAAUUCAAGGAGCUUCAAUGCUCGAACAGACACCAAAAUAGAUUUGAUACACAGAGCACCCUGGUUUUCCUUUCCUUACCCAGGUCAGUAUGGACCACCUAAAUUUCAAAUAGCUAUUUUUCUCGGAUUUUUCCUGUCGACAAUAAAUUCAAUUAUUGAAUCUAUGGGUGAUUACUACGCUGCCUCAAUACUAUGCUCCGUACCCCCACCUCCGAGACAUGCAAUUAACCGUGGGCUGUUUUCUGAAGGUCUAGCGGGUGUACUAGCUGGACUUAUGGGUGCUUCACACGCAACAAGUUCGUACAGCACACACAUUGCCCUUAUUGGUAUAACAAAGGUUGCAAGUCGUAUUGUAUUGAACAUAGCAGGUGUUUUGCUUAUCAUCAUGGCGAUAUUGGGUAAAGUGGCUGCUUCUUUAGCUACAAUUCCAGAUCCUGUAGUGGGAGCCAUCAAUUUCACUGGGCUUACUAUGAUGUUAUCAGUAGGUCUCACCAAUCUGCAAAAGACAGCUUUAAACGCACGCAAUACAUUGAUUAUUGGAACUUCAUUGGGUCUGAGUUGGGUUUCUUCAUCAUGGCUUUACACAUAUCCAAAUGACAUCAAUACAGGUAAUUUUGAGCUAGAUCAAGUAUUAAAAAUUGUUCUGGGAACUCAAACCUUUGUUGGAACAUUAUCGGCUAUCUUCUUAGACAACACGAUACCAGGUACACUGACUGAACGUGGGAUGCAACAUUUACUACCUGAGACAGAUACCACUGAAUCUCCAAACUACCAUACUGGUGAAAUUGUUUACGAAUUCCCAAGCAUCCAAAACUUUUUAAACAAACAUCAAUCCGUUUUUGGGAAAUUAGCCAUACUACCACCCAAGAAGGUUAUUGAAGUAGAUGAGGAAACCGAGAAACUUAAAGAUGAAAUUGACCAGACUGAUUCAGUAUAAUGUUACAAUUUGUAUGUAUUGUGAAUAUGUAAUAAUACCCUACCUUAAACAAGCCUGUUUACAACUACCUAAUUAAAACAGGUUCAAUCACUUUACUUCGAUACAGAGGAUGAAAAGAUUACAAUUGUUCUUUUGUCAAUAUCUACAGACAUUUAGUAACACAUAUGGAAAUGAAGUUCACGACAUGAUUCCAAAACCAGUAAUGCUCUGAGUGAAAUUAAAAUCUUGGGAAUUUAAGCCUUAAACUAGUAAAUUCAUUAGCUACCAUUGUCAUUUACUCUCGAAUGAUAAUACAAACAAAGGUAGCUACAUCCAUACAUGCAAUGUUUCUAUUUACAUAAUUUGUAUACAUAUUCGUUUUCAUAUACGCUGAUGUAUGGAGACACGUGGCUUAGCAAUUGUGGUAUUGCACGAAUGAUUUUAAGGGUGUGGUUGCGAUACCUCGAAUGAGCAAAGCGUUAUUUGUUUUGA
Molecule: messenger RNA, 1482 nt
Organism: Octopus sinensis (East Asian common octopus)
Lineage: Eukaryota; Metazoa; Mollusca; Cephalopoda; Octopoda; Octopodidae
Product: solute carrier family 23 member 1-like
Exons: 5
Biological process (GO): transmembrane transport
Cellular component (GO): membrane
Molecular function (GO): transmembrane transporter activity
Source: RefSeq, a predicted model, not a curated record